Messenger RNA from Egretta garzetta (little egret), 5152 nucleotides. It is a transcript of the gene PIK3R2, whose product is annotated as phosphoinositide-3-kinase regulatory subunit 2. Gene Ontology annotation, biological process: insulin receptor signaling pathway; phosphatidylinositol phosphate biosynthetic process. The transcript has 18 exons. Gene Ontology annotation, cellular component: phosphatidylinositol 3-kinase complex. Lineage: Eukaryota; Metazoa; Chordata; Aves; Pelecaniformes; Ardeidae. The record is from RefSeq and is a predicted model, not a curated record. The coding region runs from base 790 to 2955 and encodes 721 amino acids. Gene Ontology annotation, molecular function: protein binding; 1-phosphatidylinositol-3-kinase regulator activity.
GCAGAGGGUGUCCCUGGGAAGGCUGGUUUCUGGCUGCUCCAGUGCCUUGUAGGUCUGGUCCUUGGUUGCAUGCCGUGGCUGCGGGAACUGGAAUGCUGAGAUUUGCCUGGGGGAGGUGGAAAACUGGCCCGUGCACCAGGAGGGGAUGGGAAAAGAGGACGUGCUCGUCUGGUGGGAAUGCCCCAGCUCAUGCAUCCCUUCAGCAACAUGUUAUAACCCAGUGCUGCGAGAAGGGUAAACUGAAGAAGCAGGAGUGAACCUCUUUAAGAUGCAGAGCUGGUGCCUGACUGUAGCAGAGAGGAGGUGACAUUCCUGCCCGCAGCCGCUGGCUUCUCUCUCGCUUUUGGGAGUGUAGAUUGGUAUUAGCAUGUCCCGGUUGGAUCCAGGGCUCAGCAUCAGCUGGCACUGGAAAGGGAGACGUAGCAUGCCACGCUGUUCUGGGCUGGAAGCGUGAUGUGCUUUUGCCCCCCGGACUCCAAAAAACCUGCUUCUUUUUUGGUGAAGUGAACCCUAAUCUCCUGUUUCUUUGCUGCAUGCCCACUCACCAGUGCUGGAUUAUGUUUGUCUCCUUCUCCCUUUGCUCCAUAAUUUGGUUGAAUCGUGGUUUCAAGCUAAGGAAAAGGGGCUGCACCUAAGCGUGCCAGGGCACCCAGACCAGGCUCCUGGGGUGCUGGUUCACACAGAGACAUUCAGAGCGCUGAUGGGGGAGAGCUGCCUUUGAGAUCCCUCCUCUCCCACCCGAAACACGCUGCCUCACCAUUCAGAGCCAUUCUCCCAGCAGCAGAGAGAAUGGGCAGCACUGAUGGGUUCCAGUACCGUGCGCUUUACCCCUACCGCAAGGAGCGCGAGGAGGACAUUGAUCUGCUGCCUGGGGACAUUCUGGUGGUGAGCAAGGGGGCCCUGCAAGCCCUGGGCUUCAAAGAUGGGGAUGAGCAGACCCCCAAUCAGAUCGGGUGGAUCCUGGGUGUCAACGAGCGGACCAAGCAGAAGGGCGACUUUCCCGGCACGUACGUGGAGUACGUGGGGCCUGUGAAGAUCUCCGUCCCUUCUCACCGGCCCCGAGGACCGAACCCACUGGGGCUGACCCCUUCUCUCCCUCCCUCUCCUCCAGGGUCUCCUCUCCCAGACUUGCAGGAGCAGUUCAGCCCUCCGGAGAUUGCACCGCCGCUGCUGGUGAAGCUGGUGGAAGCUAUUGAGAAGAAAGGGUUAGACAGCGAGAUGUUGUACAGGACAUCUGGCUCCGAACUGAGGCAAGCACUGAGAACCGAUUGGACCCUGGGCGACCUGGAGCCCUUCGACGUGCACUCCCUGGGUGAGGCACUGCGAGGCUACCUGCAGGACCUGCCCUCCCCCGUGGUGCCAGUGUCCGUGCACGGAGACAUCCUUCGCGUCCUGCAGGAGAUCCCCCAGCCGGAGAAUUGCCGGAAGCAGCUGCUGCUGGCCCUGGAGUCGCCUGCGGUCCCGCUCCAGAACACGCUCACCCUGCAGUUCCUGCUCCGGCAUCUGGGGAAGGUAUCGCAGCAGGCCGAGAGCAACAGCCUCCACCCUCGGGCCAUGGGAGAGAUCUUCGGCCCCCUUCUCCUCCGGCUGCCUGGCGCCAGCCCAGAGCUGAGCCCUGACUUCUCCGUGCUGUUUCUGGAGAUGCUUCUGCAGACGAAGGAGUUGGAGCCGGAACAGCUGCCUCCAGCCUUGCCUCCAAAACCGCCUAAGCCAAAGCCCAGUGCAGCCAGCUUGGCCAAUGGGAACAGCGUGCCCUUGCAGGACGCCGAGUGGUACUGGGGUGACAUUUCUCGGGAGGAGGUGAACGAGAAGCUACGGGACACGCCAGAUGGUACCUUUUUGGUGCGCGAUGCCUCCAGCAAGAUCCAGGGGGAGUACACGCUUACGCUCAGGAAGGGAGGCAAUAACAAGCUGAUCAAGAUCUUUCACCGGGAGGGGAAGUACGGCUUCUCAGAGCCCCUGACUUUCGGCUCGGUGGUGGAGCUCAUCACCCAUUACCGGCACGAGUCGCUGGCCCAGUACAACGCCAAGCUGGACACCAGGCUGCUCUACCCCAUCUCCAAGUACCAGCAGGACCAAGUGGUGAAAGAGGACAGCGUGGAAGCUGUUGGGGAGCAGCUGAAGGUCUAUCACCAGCAGUACCAGGACAAGAGCUGGGAGUAUGACCUGCUGUAUGAGGAGUACACACGCACUUCCCAGGAGCUGCAGAUGAAGAGGACGGCAAUCGAGGCCUUCAAUGAGACAAUCAAGAUCUUUGAGGAGCAGUGUCAGACACAGGAAAAGUGCAGCAAGGAGUACAUUGAGCGCUUCCGGCGGGAGGGCAACGAGAAGGAGGUGCAACGGAUCCUCAUGAACUCAGAGAAGCUCAAGUCUCGCAUCACGGAGAUCCACGACAGCAAGAUGAAGCUGGAGCAGGACCUGAAAAAACAAGCCUCGGAGAACCGGGAGAUCGACAAGCGCAUGAACAGCCUCAAGCCAGACCUCAUGCAGCUGCGCAAACUGCGGGACCAGUAUUUGGUGUGGCUGACGCAGAAGGGUGCCCGGCAGAAGAAAAUCAACGAGUGGCUGGGCAUCAAGAACGAGACGGAGGACCAGUACUCCAUGAUGGAUGACGAGGAGGAGCUGCCCCACCACGAGGAGCGGACGUGGUACGUGGGGAAGAUCAACCGCUUGCAAGCAGAAGAGAUGCUGUGCGGCAAGCGGGACGGCACCUUCCUGAUCCGCGAGAGCAGCCAGAAGGGAUGCUACGCCUGCUCCGUGGUGGUGGACGGUGACACCAAGCACUGCGUGAUCUACAAAACGGCGACCGGCUACGGGUUCGCUGAACCCUACAACCUCUAUGCCUCCCUCAAGGACCUGGUCUUGCACUACAAGCACACGUCCCUGGUGCAGCACAAUGACUCCCUGAAUGUCACGCUGGCUCACCCGGUCCUUUCCCAGCCACCAGCCAGAUGAGCAGCCCAUGCACAACACAAAGCUGCCUUCAGCUUCUCCCCAGGGCGCUGCUUUCUGGCUCUGGACUCUUGCAUCCUGUAUAGUUGAGUCUCUGUGCUCCUGCCCCUCCAGAGCCUCUGAGAUGUCUGUGACCGUUCCUGGUGUCCCUUUUGGUCUGUAGCUGAAACCCAUGUUGGCUGACGGGACGAAAAGCCUGAGCUGUUGACUCCCAGUGGGCUCCAGGCUCUAGGAGGUGGGAUCCAGUUGUGAUUGAAUUGCUGUGGGCGAGCACAGCCCCCUCCCCUUCCCCGAUAAGCAGAUCAGAUCCCUUUCUUGCUGGCAGGUCACCCCGCUACACAUCACUGUAGAGCUAGAUUCCCGAUUCCUUUGUGUGCUACAGCAUCGGGUCACCGCCCCAGCCGAGCGGUCACGAGCGCUGCUCUGAGCGAGGGGCUCCCUGCCUGCAUGCCAGAGGAGGAGGCUCUGCUGGGCGGCUGAGCCUGUGCAUCCUCCACUCCCACUUCCCUCGGUGAUCUUGCAGGCUGUGGUGGUGUCUGGUACGAGGGGUGCUGCUCUUCCAUGCAGAGACGGAUUUAAAAGAGAAUCCCCAUCCUCUGUGGGGCUUCUUGGCCAAGGUCUCCCCUCGGUCCUGUGCCCCACUUCACCAUUUGUUCCCUAGUGUCGUAACCACCUCUUUGAGUGUUGCUGUCUGGGGAGGGAGGAUCCGGUUAGUGAUGAAUCUCUCGCCUUAGUUGUGCCAACUAAGCUGUGAAAUCCGUGUUGGUACCCGUGUUUUUCCUGGCAGAAUCUGUGGGAUGCACAGCUCGUUGUUUCCGGCCGUCUUCGGUGGAUCUCUGCAGACGUAACCCAUUGAAGCUAACUCUAGCUCUGUAAAUACGGUUCUUUUCUUAAUCAGCUGCUUACCUGGUACUGGUGUUUGCUGAACUCCCACUACGAUACGCAAGCGCGUGGGCAGCAGCUGGCCAGGCUGUUGCAGACUCAGGUCCUGCCAGCUGAAGCAGGAGGGGGCCAGAGUCCAACACACGCUACGAGCCCUACAUAAAAUGAAGGACCUCUCUGCUGCAGGAGGAUGGUAUCUCUGCUGGGCCAAGGGCCUUAGCACACAGAAAUGUAUAUGCAUGAUGUCGAACUAUGUAUGCAAAGCACUUAUAAUCAUGAGUACUGUAUGGGGACUUGGGGUGAAAGAGCUGGGCGUUGCUGUAGUGCUGCCCACCGCAGCUGGCUGGCGCGGGCAGGGCUUGUUGCGUCUUUUUGGAUAAUGCUGAGUUCAGAGGGCUCGAGGGCGACGGAGGUGGCCCUGGAAGAGCUUUAAAAGUUAAGGCCAUGGUGGCAUUUGCUUUACAGGGUUAUCUUGUCUGCCUGGCUUGAAGAAAGCAUUAAUUGUCCUCUUGAGUUGCUGGAGAGGCUCCUUUCCCUUUUGGAGGCUGCAUCCUUAGGAUAGGCUGGUGGAUGCUGUAGGUUUUGAUGCUUCUGCUUUGUGUUGCGACUCGGGCUGUGCCAGAUCUGCAGGGUGCUCAUGCUCUGCUUGCAUCCUGUCCUCAACAUGCCGUCUGCGUCGGGGACUGCGCUGUCCCUCCUCCCUUGGCCAGCUCUGCUGCUCCCCUUGCUCUGGGCUGGUCCCCAGAUCCUUUUGGAUCUGGGAUUGCUGGAGCAAACAUCCCAUUCCCAUUGCUUGUGGCAGCUCUCCUAUGCUCGACUGUACAGACCCCAUUCCCUGCUCUGCAUGCCUUCUCCGGGCCCUGGGCCAUGCUUUUUUGGUUCUGGUUUGUCGGUGUUUGGUGCUCCGAGGAUGCUCAUCGCAGCUCAGGCAUGCGCCUGGGUGCCGAAGUGCCACGGAAGGGGCAGGCGAUGGGUCAGGGGAGCUGUCUUUGGCUUUGGAGAUCACUUGGGAAAAGCUGUCAGGUAUAAUUAAGGGAAUAGUUUGGGCUCAGACACGUGAGAGAUGAGAGCACGUGGGAAUGGGGCAGGGAGGGAUGGUGCUCACAGCCCUCUGUGCAGAGGCCUCCUGGGGUUUGUGGGGUGGCCCGGGGGGGCUGUGCCAACGCCUCAAAGCUUUCUGCCAGGCUCACGCACCGGUUGUGGCAGCACAUUUUCAGCCUGGGGACUCCGUGCUGGUCCUGCCCCAGUCCUGUGCUUCCAGCACAUCCCUGCACCACGGGGCAGGCUGCAGGUGGAUGGGAGGCUCCAGCCGCCCACG